UGUGUGUGAAGAUGGGGUGUCCAAGUGUCGAAGAUAUUCUUAGGUCAGGCCAACCCCUUCCUGCUGACAAAGCAAGGAUGGCCAAAAAAAGCCCAAAGGGAGGAGAGCGGUUUAGGAGUGGAAGCAGCAGAAAUGGCCAUCAAAGUGUUAGAUCUGUUGUACUGGCGAGAUGUGGGGACCACCGGGCUGGUGUUUACAGGUUUGGUUGUGGGUUUGGCUUGUUUGUUCCAGCUCAGUUUCAUCACGAUCCUGUCCAACCUUGGCUUGGGCAUCUUGGCCUUCACCCUCCCUGUGUGCUUUCUUUACAAAGCCCUGGAGCUGGUCCGCCUCAGUGACGGAUCGCACCCCUUCCAGUCAUAUUUGGAUGAGGACCGCACAUUGACAGAUGAGGACACGGUCCGCAUGGCCGAACAAAUCGUUUUGCUGAUUGCUACGGCUGUCACCAAGCUGAAGAGGCUUUUCUUCAUUGACAGCAUCAUGGAGUCAGUGAAGUUCUUUGGGUUGCUAUAUCUGAUGACCUACGUGGGGGUCCAAACCAAUGGUCUCACACUGGUGAUGACUGGUGUGAUAUGUGCUUUCUCUCUGCCACUGCUGUGCAGACUUCAAAAGGAAAGGAUCAAGAUGAUUGUCAAAGCAAUUAAAACACUUGUGGAGAGAAUCACUGAAAUAAUUGAUCUUGUUGUAUCACUGGUCAAGCCUCCACCAGCACCAGCCCCUGCACCUUCUCCUGCCCCCACAUCAAAACAUAAACAGAAGACAAAAUGAAGAUGAAGGAGAGAGAAAUGGGGUUUAAGAAAGUCUUACGGUGCAGCUGUGGCCCUGCUUAUCACCUGGUGUUAGGCAAGGUUGGGGGGGGUCUCUACAAUCAAAAGUAUGCCAAAUGUCUAAUGUUACUGUGUUCAAUUAUUUAAAUCACAAUGUCUUUUAUAACUAGAAAUUAUAUACAGAGGUGCAAUUUUUAUAAUUACUAGUUAAUUUAGCCUGUCAAGGCUUUUUUUCUACUAAUUUUCAUGGAAGUCUUUAAAAGUGAAACCUAGAGACAGUUGCUAUUAUGUCUUUGCCCACUAGAGGGUACAAUGAAAUUACAAAUUAAACCAAUUCUGGGCCAGCAACAACAUGUUGGGAAAAUUCUGUGAGGUUAAUUCUCUCAAAAAUGUUGGUACUAUCAGUUCUGACAAGGAUUGUUCCCAUAAUUUGGGUUUUAAUACUAAUGUUGUACAUUCAUGAAAUGGAAGCACAGGAAGAGUCUACUGAAUGUUUAUGUCAGUGUCUCACUUUAAAAAAAGUAAUGUUUUGCUUUAGUGUUAAACACAUGUUUUUUGCCUUUUCUUUACAUGUGACAACAUAGAAAACAUCAUAUUGUAUAUUAUUGGACCUGCUCAGAAAGGCUUCUUUUGUGGCAAAUGAGCAUCUGUUGAAGAUGCAAACUCAUUCCAUUGAAAAAUCUAAACGAAAAGCAAUUUCAAAACAGUCAGACAUUUGGGCAAAAAAUACUGGUUGCAGAUGCAGUUGUAAUGAUGAACAGAGAUAAAUAUAUUAUGUUCUUUGAUGUUCAAAUACUUCCACGCAUGGAUGAAGAUAAAAAUAAAUCUGGGAACUGUUGUCACAGGCUUUUAGGAGAGUAUCUGGACCAUCUGUAAAAUGACAUUAAUAUGUCAGAAAUUUGGGAAGGAACUGUUUUAAAGCAAAAGAACAUUUUGCACAUUAAAGGAUAACAGUGUCCAUGAGCACAGUAGGAGCAUUUCAAGAAGAACACACCGAUGAUCCACUGACAAGAACAUUUGCACUCAAAGGAACAGUUCAUAUCUAGUGCCAUUUUAAAUGUCCUGCUUCAGAGUUUAGCUUCAAAUUACCCAUAUGCAUUAUUAUUUGCUAUUAUGUUGUCAUGGGAAUUAUGAAAAGUAGCAAAUUAAGAAAAAGUUGACUUUAGUAGUGGUUCAGU
Molecule: messenger RNA, 1942 nt
Organism: Xyrauchen texanus (razorback sucker)
Lineage: Eukaryota; Metazoa; Chordata; Actinopteri; Cypriniformes; Catostomidae
Product: reticulon-2-like
Exons: 7
Coding region: 133-765 (210 amino acids)
Source: RefSeq, a predicted model, not a curated record